UUGCCCAGCCUUGGAGACUUCCUACCGAUUUCGGAAUGUCCGACAUUUUUGUGUUCUCGAGUUCGAUCCUUACACUUGAAGCAGAUCUAUGGGACUACCUGCAUAUCUAUUGUCUUUAAUGUAUUGGGAUGUUUGGUUCUUGAGCUGAAACUAGCCUUAAAACUGUGUUCGGAUUCUCAAGAUCAGAUCUAAAACAGUAAACUCAACUUUCAUCAUUAUAUCUAAUAGUGUGUUCUUAAGAAUCUCCAUGUCUCAGAUUUCCGUGGGAUACUGUGGCUAUGUUUAGUUAAUAGUUAAAGCUACUAAAUUGUGAACUACUGCGCAACAAAGUGUGUGUGUGUGUGUCUAAGCAUGUCCCCGGCGAUGACGCAUUGUUCUAAACAUGACCGCUCGGACUCUAUCGGUCAUCUAAUGGAUAAAGAUGCACUAAAGGCUGACUGCCUGUUGAAAUUCGAGUCCAAUGAGAAACUGAACAAGACGAUACUAAGUGAGGAAGACGAAGAAGAUGACGACCAGGAGAACGGAGACGACGCCGAUGUCCAUGGGCCGCAACAACUGAAGCAGCAGCAACAGCAGCCACAGGGCGCUAAGAAAACCGUGGCGCAGAUCAUGCGUGACAAGAAGAAACAGACUCAUAUGACUCUGCAAUGGCUAGAAGAGAAUUACUGCAUCUGUGAAGGAGUGUGCCUGCCCAGAUGUAUCCUGUACUCUCACUACCUAGACUUCUGCCGGAAGGAGCACCUUUAUCCAGCAUGCGCAGCCACUUUUGGAAAGACCAUUCGUCAGAAGUUUCCGCAUUUAACCACACGACGUUUGGGAACACGAGGCCAUUCAAAAUAUCACUACUACGGGAUUGGUAUAAAAGAGACCAGCCAGUACUAUCAUUCAGUCUACUCUGGUAAAGGACUUACAAGAUUUUCGGGAUGCAAGUUAAAAAACGAGGGAGGAUUCACCAGAAAGUAUUCACUAAGUUCUAAAACAGGAACUCUCUUGCCUGACUUUCCGAAUGCCAAGUUUCUGAUCCUGCCUAAUUCCUUGCCCAGAGAGAAGGUGGAGACGCUCAUUAUGAUGUACAAGACACACUGUCAAUGUAUUCUUGACACAGCCAUCAACGGAAAUUUUGAAGAGAUACAGAACUUCCUUCUUCACUUCUGGCAAGGUCUACCCGAACACUUGCUGAGUCUCGUGGAGAAUGACGUCAUUGUAGACAUUCUCUGUGUGUGUGACUCCAUACUCUACAAGGUGCUAACUGAUGUACUGAUCCCCUCGACCAUGCAAGAGAUGCCAGAAAUAUUACUUUGCAAUAUUCGAAACUUCGCCAAACACUGGGAGAGCUGGGUAUCGUCUGCCCUCGAGAAUCUCCCAGACAGACUCCUGGAGCAGAAGUUGCAGGUGGCCAGAAGGUUUGCCCAGUCACUGAAGAGGCAAACUUCCUUCCUUCACCUGGCCCAGACGGCACGUCCAGUUCUCUAUGAUGCCAGUCUGGUCAACGCCAUGAUAGCAGACGUGGACCGCAUUGACAUCCACAGCAUCGACUCGCAGGCUCUGCACAGCAGCAGCAGCAACAACAACAGCGCUGAAGAUGAGGACAUGCAGCUAAGUGCUGAGUUUUUACGAGAUAUUAAAGAAGUCCUACGGAAACAAGCAACUGUUGAGGCUUUUACUGAGUGGCUUGACCUUGUGGUGGAACAAAAAGUGAUCAAGCCGAGCAAACAAAAUGGUAAAAACUUCAAAAAGAGAGCCCAGGACUAUUUGCUCAAGUGGUCAUUCUUUGGCGCCAGAGUCAUGCAUAAUCUCACUUUAAAUAACGCACAGAGUUUUGCCUCGUUUCACUUGAUCCGGAUGUUACUGGACGAGUAUGUCCUCUUGGCUGUGGAGUGUCAGUUGCAUAAUGAGAAAGAACAAGAGUUGCAGGCCUUGUUGGAGAAGCACGUGAAGCCAGACGAUACCGGGGUUAAGUUGACCCUACAGCAACCGGCCGGAACUUGUUUUGUGGCGAGUCAGAGCAAAACUCCGACACAGGGCGAUGUGUUGAAGAAGGAGGACUACCCUGAGCAGGUGGUGGCAGCUCCCCCGCACUCCCAUCUACCCACCAAUGGCAGAGAUGCUUUCAGCCUAGGUUCCCAGAUGUCUCAGUUCACACCGCUUCCACAGGGCCUCCCUGCAUCCGGUCACCACCUCUUGACGCCACCCGUGUCUCCCGUCUUGCAGAGCGUCGCUGGUCAGAGGUCAACCGUCAUUAGUCAAGGUCCGAUGGCUACAUUUGAAAACUCAACCCCCAAGCCCAACUACAUGGAUAAGACUCAUUCAAGUUAUACAGAUGCACCGAGAGGAUUGAACUAUAUUCAUACACAGAACAACCAUUCCAGUUUCAAUUACAACAUUGAAUCACUAAGUAGCGCCCAUCAGGGCAACAACGACUCCUCGAAGGGCCCCAGCAACACCAACGCCGCUGUAAACCCCCCUACAACAUGCGACUCACGAGACGCUGAUUACCUGACCCAUAGCAGUAACUCUCUGGCUAGUCGGGGAGGUAUUUACGCCCCCCACACCUACCAACCGACCUCAUUCAUCGCCCACCACCCCGGCGGAUAUUCUGGAGCCUUGUACCACCAAGCGCCCUACGGCGCCAUGACCGAGCUGAACCAGGCCGCCCACUUCACCACCCCGUACGCCAACGGGCAUCAUUUUCAUUCCGAUGUAACGCCUUACUUCUCUCCCUUCUGUCACAACCAGACAAUACAACACGGAUACGCCCUGGGUGGCUCCCCAAGCCCCGUACUGCCGACGAACCACGGCACAGGGAGUGCAUUCAAUCUGGUUUCCCUGCAGCCUCCACCUGGCCAAGGACAUAUCUACCCGAAUUCAGACUAUUUCACAAGUUCAACAUUUCCAAGGCCUUUAGUGGAGCAUGUUCCGGUGAUUCAGCCUCGGUUUCAGUCAAGCUCCUCUCAUUUUCACAACGAGGCUACAGAUCCACUCAACCUGUUAGAUAAGUCCUACAGGAGCAAAGAUAUUUACUGUUCAGCACCCAAAGAGUCCAUGACGGUCUACGGAUCAAGUCAUAGUCCCAGAUUGGUCUCCCAACAUCAGUGCGGGGUCGGCCACGAUCAUCCAGGCCAGACCUACUCCCACUUCUCAAGUGAUGACUACUUGUCAAACAUAAGUAGGCAAAUGAACACAGUCAUAAACGCAGAAGCGGACAUCUACACACCGUAUUCGGAAAAUUGACCGCUGGCUUACAAGAAACUAGAUACAAAUCUAACUAUGUCGAUUACUUGAGAAUGUACAUGCUAUCAAGCCGGUCGGGAGGGGGGAGAUAAUCAGAACAAUUUUUUUCUCUCAUGUUACUAAGUUGUUACUAAGUUACCUCUCUUUUUAUAUCUUCUGUUGUUUUUUUUUUCUUCCUAUCAGUGUAUGUGUUACUUUUUGUGGAGUAUGUUGUUUUUUUUUAAAGUAUGUGUUAAUCAAUGUUGCUCUUAUGUAGUAAAAAUUUAAUUAUGCAUUUAAUCGCCAUAUUUUUACUGUUAAUAUACCGACUGUACUAAUGA
Biomphalaria glabrata is the source of this 3551-nucleotide messenger RNA. RefSeq names its product DNA-binding protein RFX6-like. Gene Ontology annotation, molecular function: DNA-binding transcription factor activity, RNA polymerase II-specific; RNA polymerase II cis-regulatory region sequence-specific DNA binding. Lineage: Eukaryota; Metazoa; Mollusca; Gastropoda; Planorbidae. The transcript is spliced from 21 exons. The record is from RefSeq and is a predicted model, not a curated record. Gene Ontology annotation, biological process: regulation of transcription by RNA polymerase II. The coding region runs from base 352 to 3231 and encodes 959 amino acids.